Molecule: messenger RNA, 1107 nt
Organism: Anguilla rostrata (American eel)
Lineage: Eukaryota; Metazoa; Chordata; Actinopteri; Anguilliformes; Anguillidae
Product: diamine acetyltransferase 1-like
Exons: 6
Coding region: 189-704 (171 amino acids)
Molecular function (GO): diamine N-acetyltransferase activity; spermidine binding
Source: RefSeq, a predicted model, not a curated record
AACAACAAAGCAUUUCAGUACAGCGGACGCUUUGAGCGAAGACCUGAAUGUGAUCUCUUCAUAAAACGGUCAGGAUCCCAGACUGACUGCGGAGGGCAGACUAUUGGGAAUCGAAUGAAGAAACACGUUUUGCUUCUUUUCACAUAUAGAGGAUUGGUUAGAAAAGGGAAAAAAAGUAAAAGAAGAAAAUGGCCAAUUUUAUAUUGCGGAAAGCUGAACCCCAGGACGUGCCUGACUUACUGCGACUCAUAAAGGAACUUGCGAAAUAUGAAGAUAUGGAAGAUCAGGUUGUGCUGACCGAGAAAGACCUGCUCGAGGACGGAUUUGGAGAUCACCCGUUCUACCACUGCGUCAUCGCGGAAGUGCCGAAGGACCAGCGGAGCACUGAGGGGCAUACUGUGAUUGGUUUUGCCAUGUACUACUUCACCUAUGACCCCUGGAUCGGAAAACUGCUGUACUUGGAGGACUUCUAUGUGAUGGAGGAGUACAGAGGAUUUGGAAUCGGGUCUGAAAUUCUGAAGAACCUAAGUCAGACGGCGGUGAAGACUCGGUGCAGCAGCAUGCACUUCAUUGUCGCCGAGUGGAACAAGAAAUCCAUCGAGUUCUACAAGCGACGCGGUGCAUCUGACCUAUCGCUCCAGGAGGGCUGGCGGCUCUUUAAGAUUGACAAGAAGUACCUGCUUAAGAUGUCCGUCGAAGAGUGAACCAAGCCAGUUUGGGGUCGCCCCCAAACUGAAGUGGGCAGGGGGGCACACGCAACUCGUAUCCUACAAUGCCGUGGGCUUUUAAACUGAUUCUUCUCAUUUAUGAAACUUGCAUAACCUAGUGAUUUUAUAACUUUUUUUAAAUCUUUUAGAUGCCAGUACAUUAAAAAAAAAAUAAAACUGCCGAGCAUUUUUAAAAUUCUUGUUGGAAAACAGACUUAUCAGUGUACAUUACAGAACUGCAAACAAUUGACAGUUCUGACAAUUAUUUAUAAUUCAUAAUAAAUAAUACAAAAUGUAGAAAAAUUAAGUAAAUAAUGUCAUUUAUGUAAUCCAAGUCCACAUCAGUCUGUAACAGGAACCAUGCCAGUCUUGUCCUCUACAAUACAUAUGUUACCCUAAA